Cherax quadricarinatus is the source of this 10846-nucleotide messenger RNA. NCBI's taxonomy places the organism in Eukaryota, Metazoa, Arthropoda, Malacostraca, Decapoda, Parastacidae. The record is from RefSeq and is a predicted model, not a curated record.
UGUGGUUGCAGUGGGGUCGAGUCACAUGUUCUGGCCCCGAACUUUAAACUGUGGUUACACCUUUCUAAUACGUUGUAUUUGUUACGUUUGCAGACUGUGCGUCAUGGCUUCCCCUACCAGCCUACUGCAGUGGCGUUCGAUCCCAUACAGAAAGUAUUGGCUGUGGGCACCAAGCAAGGCUCCAUCAGACUCAUUGGUCGUCCAGGAGUUGACGUACAUGUACGCCACGAGUCCGAGGCUGCUGUACUCCAUCUGCUGUUCCUUAUAAAUGAAGGAGCUCUGGUUACUGCGACCGCUGAUGACUUUAUCCAUUUGUGGAACUAUAGACAGAAGAGACCAGAGAUUGUGCACUCUCUUAAGUUCCAGAGAGAGAGAAUCACUUGUCUUCACCUACCCUUCCUCAGCAAGUGGUUGUAUGUUGGUACUGAGAGAGGCAACAUACAUGUUGUUAAUAUUGAAGUGUUCCACCUGUCUGGUUAUAUUGUUAACUGGAACAAGGCUAUUGAACUAAGCAGGAAGACACAUCCUGGUCCCGUGGUUCACCUCAGUGAUUGUCCAGUUGACCCAGGCAAGCCAAGACGAACAAGGAGGGCAAACAAGAGACUUGUAAAUCCAUACAGAAAGUUGAGUGGAAGUGUAGCAAGACUGGAGAAUCUUUUGUGAUAUUCUCCGGCGGACUGACCAACGACAGGGCAGGAAGAACGCCAAGCAUAACAGUGAUCCAGGGCAAGACCACUACUGUCCUGGAGAUGGAGCACAAUGUCGUCGACUUCACUACUCUCUGUGAGACUCCGUACGCCAGUGAAUUCGCCGAACCAUACGCCCUGGUCGUCCUGCUUCACAAUGAUCUUGUUGUUGUGGACCUGCACACCCAAGGUUACCCAUGCUUUGAGAACCCCUAUUCGAUGGACCUGCACGAAUCCCCUGUCACCUGUUGCACCUACCUGGCCGACUGCCCAGCGGACCUCAUACCGGCCUUCUACUCCGUCGGGGCCCGCGGCCACAAGCGGCAAGGCUUCAGCGAGAGGGAGUGGCCCAUCUGUGGUGGCGAAUGGGGCACCAUGUCGUGUAGCUACGCUGAGAUGAUUAUUACCGGCCAUGCUGAUGGCAGCAUCAAGUUUUGGGAUGCGUCGUCGGUAAGUCUACAGGUCCUGUAUAAACUCAAGACAGCAAAGGUAUUUGAGAAACCAAAGACUCGAAGCAUCGACGGCGAUGAGGAUCCCUUUGCCAUCCAGCACAUCUUCCUGUGUCCCGAGUCCCGCUUCCUGUGUGUAGCCGGCGCCACCUCUCACGUUAUACUCUUCAAAUACUCCAAGCAAGAAACUAUUUCAGAGAUAUCGUGUCUGGAGAUUCCAAUCGUUUACGAUGUGUAUGAAUCAGGCGACUGCUCUCCAGAGUACGAGUUCCCACCUCGUCCAUCGCUUCAGGUAGCCCAUAGCCCCCACCACACUUCAGCCGCAGGGGAAAACACCAAUAAAAAGGCCUCUGAUAAAAAAGGCCCCAGUCAGAGUCAGAAUAAUAGGAAAAAACCAGGUGCAUCGCUGGACUACUUCGUUCCCAUCCACGUGCGGGGCGGGGCACAGAAGAAAGGAUCGGGGUACCAGGCGGAGCUGGUCUGUCUGAUGCCCUGGGUGGAGGGUGAGCCUCCAGGACCUAUCACUGCCCUUGCUAUCAACUCCUCCUAUGGACUGUUGUCCUACGGUAACGAGAACGGGCUGGUGAUCGUUGAUUAUAUUGCCAAAUCGUGCCUCCUGAAUAUGGGCACGCCUGACCUCUAUGGGGCGGCUGACCCAUACCAACGUGUUCCCCGUUCGCCGAAGCGAAACGAGUCGUCUAAAGAGGAGGAGCGGUGCAAGUCACCCUCGUCCGAUCAGGAUAACAAAGAUACGGGAGGCUCCACAUUUUAUCUUCGACAUGACCAAAGCGAAAUAGAUGGAUUGAUUGGGAAAGAGAGCAAGGAAGACCCAAGGAAAUUGGUGAACCGCAGUGAUAGCAAAGGUGAUUCCGAGGUCCGUAAGAAACUGCCAAGGAAGGACAGUAAGGAGAUAGAGAAAAUGAAGGACGAGAAGAGGAAUUCUGAUGGGAAAUACGGAUCUGAGAAUAAGAAAGAAAUAUUGAAAAUUCUUGGAAGAAAAGAAAGCAAAGGGAAGGAUAAGGAAGACAAAGAUAAAGUAAAAGAGAGUGAAAAGGAGGAUGAUAAUGUUGAUGAUUUUCUUCUAGUGAAGAAACCCUCGGUAAGUGAGGGAAGUAAUGGGGCAGAGGAACUCUCUGAACAUGAAGAAGAAAAGGCCGACAAUGGUUGCGAAUUGAGAGUUGAUCAGUCAAAAUCGAGAUCAGUGACACCCGAGCAUGCCCCAAAACUUGAGAUGGGAGAUGAGAAGCCCAACAGUCAUGAUUCGAAGAGACAUUCCCGAUUUCGACUGAAAGAACAGCUGACCAAACUCGAUGCCAGAUUUAGGAAAGCAUUUUCUUCUGAGCAGAACUCCAUAGAACACAGUUCCGAGUGCUACGUGGACGAAAUUACUGUUAUUGGUCCAGAUGUAGACUUGAAACAAAUAGAAUAUACACUUGAACACAAAGCUGGUGAUGAUAUUGAGGUUGCAGAGGCUGUAGAGGUGAGAGAAGAUUUUGAAUCUACACGUGAGAAUGUAGAGAGGGAUGGCAGCCAUGACACAAAGUCCGGAGAUCUUUCCACAAGUCCUAAAAUAAGUCCUAGAGUAACUCCGAAAUGUAGCCCAAGACCAACCCCCAAGACCACUCCAAGGCCAAGCCCCAUUGAUGAAUCUAAAAUUAUCGAAAAAGAUCUUGCGAAGGAGCCACACACUAGGGAAGGUGCUGACCGCAAAUCUCUAGCACUCUUUGACAAGGACGGCAACCCGGUUCCUCCGCCAAGACGCAAAAUGCGCCUAGCUGAAGCUAAGCAAAAGAGCAGCAAAAGUUCAUUCAGCAGCUGCGACCUCGGCAAUAUACCGAACAUCCCGCCGUCGCACAGUGCUUCUCACUUCCAUGGGGGAAAUACUGCAUUUGUUUCAGCCUCCCCAGUAGAGCAGGGCGGAGGCACCUCCGACCACCGCAAGUAUUUUCAAAAGUGCCAGGGCUCGGAGACGCCACCCGUACAGACUCCCAGCCAUCCCAGCGCUACACCGCCUCCAGCAACAACCACCGUAACUAGUCCAAACAGCAAAGGAGCGUUCAAGACCUUUGUCAGUCACAUCACCAAGAGAGGCUCAUCACACGCACUCCAGGACAAGCUGGACGGCUCGUUCAGUCGUUCUCGUUCCUCUAGCAUCAGCAGCCUGGAGAACAUCAGCAGCGAGGCCAUCCAGUGCUUGUCUUUCGUUGAUUCUUAUACUAGAAAAAAUGAUACCCAGAUGGCACCGACGUUAUGGGUUGGUACAAGUCUAGGCUCAGUUAUACAAGUGAUGGUGUCCAUACCUCCUCCAGAAACUAGAGCAACGACUCCAGCAACAGUGUCGCCCAGUGGAACCAUUUUUCGGUUGAAAGGCACAGUACUGGCCAUGUCUUUCCUCGACUGCAAUGGGGCGCUCAUUCCUUACCAGUAUGAGUCGUGGAAAGAUGCCAAUAAGGAGAAGAAACUGGAAAGAACACCAACAAAAUCUCUGGUAGACAACAGAAUGUCUCCGACAAACUCUGGAGAACAGACGUGGGGUGACCGACAGUUUGUUGUGAUAGCAUCAGAGAAGGUGGCCAGGGUGGUGGCCCUGCCCUCUCAGAACUGUGUGUACAAACAAAUCAUCACAGAGGUGUCUUUUGUGGUUAAGGCUGAGAUUAUACAAAUUAAAGACAGUGUUUGUCUGGUCUGUUACAUCGCCACGGGACAUAUUUCCGUCUUCAGUUUGCCGAGUUUGCGUCAGUUGAUCUACGUUGACUUCCUGCCUCUCGUUGAUCUCAGUUUUCAGACGAGGAAGACUGGCAUAGUUGACCCCAUGCUGUCUAUUUGGGGUCAGCAAAUGUUCGUUAAUGAAGAUACAGACCAAAUUGCGAGGACUUUCUGCUUCACAAACUACGGCCACGGGAUGUACCUGUGUUCGCCCACUGAGAUACAGAAGUUCACUCUAGCAUCAGAUUUCUGUAAGGAUAUGCAGGACAUGCUUGGUGAACUUUUCCUGCCAUGUGACAUGCCAGAGGCGCCAAAACAAAGCUUCUUCAAAGGCCUCUUUGGUGGCGGCAUAUCACAGCUGGACCGCGAGGAACUCUUUGGUGAGGCAUCUGGGAAAGGCUCCCGCAGUGUUGCCAAACAUGUGCCUGGCCCCACCUCCCAGCUGGAGUCCCUCAAUGUACGUGCUGGGACAGUAGCUGGCGACAUCAACAAAACUCGCAUGCAGCUGGUGGAACGAGGACAGAAGCUGGGCGAGCUGGAGGAACGAACCGGCAAGAUGAUGAACGAGGCGGAAUCCUUCUCGUCGGCUGCACACCAACUUAUGCUCAAGUACAAGGAUAAGAAGUGGUACCAACUCUGAAGUGAUUUGUGGUCUCAUUAUGGUGAUAGCAGAUAUUUGAUAUAAAUAAUUCCUUAAUCUGACAUGCCAGCUCUGAGAUGCAAGGGUUGCUCACAGCUACGGUAAAGGGACGGGAGGCGCAGAGCAUCAUAAGUGGUGCGGGGAUUUUCACUCCGUUCAGGGAUGUACAUGGUGAGGCGGCUUGCCAUGUCUAGGGAUGACACUCUUAGUAUUGAUGCGAGGUUUCAGUAUCUUUCUCAAGGUGGCAUUGAUGCAAGGUUGAGGCCCUUGCUAUCUCACAGUUGUUACUCUGUGUCAGCAGGCAACUGAUACAAGUGUUAGAAGAAGAUAGCCAGUUAUUGUAGUUAAUAAGAUUCCGAAGAUAUUCAUCCGUAGGGAAACAAAGAGUCAAACUUUACUGUUGAAAGUUAGUCGGUGUUGUACUGUUUGUAAAUACUUAACAAUGUACAGGGAACAGUGUUUAAAAGUGAGGCAUUGUAGUUGCUUACGAAUCCCAUAUGUUUUAUGAAGGUGUGAUGGGCGGCCAGACAGCAGCUUUGGAUAGCGUGCAAGAUGGCCGCCGCAAAAUGUUUGCACCAGGUGGUUGUGAGCUCUCCCGCUGAUUAUUAGCGUCUUUUCUCUUGCUUCCUUCUUGCUCACCACUUUCCUCACUUAUCCUUUAUUUCAGUGUUUUUUUCAAGCUCGCGUAGUGAUCUAAAUUUCGGCAGUAGAAAGUGUGGCCUACUAGGCAAGGAUUUUGCAGUAUUAAGAAUAAUAAUAAUAAUUGCGAUAGUGCCAGAUACAAAAACCUGUCUCAUAAUACUUCUAAUAUUAUUACUCAGAACGUCAAUUUAGUUCGUCUGGUAACUUUUUUGACUGAGUAAAUAUCAAUGAGCCAGCAGUUUAGCCAAAGCUUGCAGCAGUAACCCGUUACACUGAUCAAUCAGCAUUGCUCGAGCCAGUGGUUAAGUUUAAGCUUUUUGCAAUGGCCCGUUAAUGACCAAACGUGGACAGUUGGUCCAGCAGUUUAGUUCUCAAGCCCGUUAAUAAGGACUAGACAAGUCCCUCUCUCCUGUUGGUAGUGUGGUUUCUGAUGCCCUUCAGGAAAACUGUGCUGGGAGGGGAGGUACUCUAACUUACAAAUGCCCAAGUUAUGAUGCUCACAAACUAGACCUAAAACACACAGUAUCAAGUAAAUUAUAUUUUAACGAGUGUUACAAUAAACAGGUGAUAUCACAGUAUGCAAAACAACCACUGUGAUAAAAUAGUGAAUUUCCAAGCACCUUCGUGAAAGCACUUGGAAGUUCACUAUUUUUUCAGUAGUUAUUUUGCAUACGCUGCUGAGUGUCUGUGACAUGAUUAUCCUCUUGACUGAUGUUUGCUGUGGGAGGAUAAGUUCAGUGUUACAAAUGACUCGUUCAUAAGUUGGAACACUAGGAAAGGAACUUGCCCAUGAGGCGGGCAAAAUCCUCCCCUCCAUUACUUUCUUCCCUUGUUUUGGUGAUUGUUGUUGGUUAAUCAGUAUCUUGGUGACUCUGACUUGUUGGCUGAGGUUUCCGAGUGUUCGUUGCUGUCAUUUGUGUAUCUGUUACGGUUGGUCCUCAUAACCUAAAAAGAAAAAUUUUAGUUUUCUUUUGUAUAUGCGAUUAAAAGUUAUAUCCAUAAUUGAAUAGCACAUGAAAAGACUUAUAGUACAUACUCUUCAUUGUUAGACGCACCCUUUUUUAAUUUACAAAAAAAUAUGAUCUAUUUACCUAGCAGUAUCCAAACAUCAAUUCAGAUUCAAAAAUUUCAUUUCUUUGUGGUACAGAAAUAACGUAGUUUACAUGUAAUAAAUAUUGUUAGGAACAAAUGAAGGCCACUGAUAUGAAAUGCAUUCUAGGCAAAUAAACACUUGAUGCGUAAAGACUAUUUAAGAACAAGACACAGAAUAAGAGUAAUAAUAUUAUUUCAGCAUGAUACGUGUUUGUACAAAGGAGUAUAACGGUUGGAUGUACAUGCCGAAAAAAAACUUUAUAUAUAGAGCAUUUCAGGCAAACUUAAGACUAACUUAAGAUCAAUAAGGCAAUAACAGUGUAGUAAUUGUACCUAUAGUUAUUAGGUGAGUUACAGUGAAUACAGGAAAAUUGAAUAUUCUGUUAGUUCAUGUUAUAUGGCUUUAAAAAGCUUGGUUAAUACUGUGACUGGAACAGUACACAAAUACAGCGAGUCCUCAGGUUAUGAACACACUGACAAUCUUCUGUAUUGUGUAACAUCAUCAUUAUAUCAUUAUUGUGUAUAAUAUCAUUAUUAUACAUAAUACAGGAGGUCCCCAACAUGUUCAUAAUUUGGGGACUCACUGUAACCCACACACGGGAAAAAGAAAAUUUAUGACGACAUAUCAGUCUGACUUGGACUGUUAAUUAGUUGCUAGUUCAGGGGUCGGCAAACUGCAACCCGCAGGCCACAUGCGGCCAUGGCAACUUCAAAUACUUAUAAAUAUUAAAACUAAUAAACCCUCUUAUUCACUCAUUCAUUUAUAUGUAUAAGACCGAUUUUUUCUCUAGCCUACAAAAAAAUAUGUGAAAUACAUGAUGUGGCACCCAUAGUAAAAAAGUUGGAGACUCCUACGCUAGUUAGUGGUCCAACUAUUAUAUUCCUUUGUAUAACCAUGUAUCAUGUCAAACUAAAAAUUAUAUUAAUAUUGUUAUUAUAUUAUUAUGUGCAGGUUAUUCGUGUAAAAUCGGCCUGGUCACAGACCUGGCUGCGGGAGCGUUGAACCCCCGAAACCCUCUCCAGGUAUACUUCAGUAUAUAAUCGUGACAAGGUGAAGAGCUUGUGAGACAGCUAGAUUUCUUUAUUAAGUAGUUGCUUCACCAACCAGUUGAUUCAUCAGUACAAUACAGACAACCGAAGAGGUAGAAGACGAGGUAAUCAAUCCCUCAGCCUAGGAGCAGGUGUUCAGUACCGUUGUCUUGGUGAAUCUGAAGCACUGGCACGAAGAAAUGGGCUUAUAUACUGGAGUCAGAGAUGAAGGCAUUGUCAGUUGUAGAUGGGAUUGACCAGUGAAAGUACGUCGUGUCCAAGAGGAUUGUCAGUGGAAGUUGGUCAUGCCCUAGAGGAUUGCCCAGUGGAAGUUGAUCAUGCCCUAGAGGAUUGCCAAGUGCAAGUAGGUUAUGCCCUGGAGGAUUGCCUAGUGGAAGUAGAUCAUGUCCAAGAGUGUGUGAGUGUAGGUGGUAGGUGGUGGUACACUAGUGUGUGGAGAGGGUGAGUGCAUGAAUGUUUUGUGGCCCAAGUCAAAGUGGUGAAGUCUGAGUGAUGAAGUGGAGGGCUUAAGUCAAAGGGUUGAAGUUUGAGGGAUGAAGUCCAAGGGUUAAAGUCCAAGGAACAACAAUUUGAGCGACAAAGUCCAGGAGUUUCCUUGUCAUUUCCUGACCUUAUUAAUCACAGUAUGACACAAUGGAUUCAACAUCCCAAUUUUUUAAUUAUAGACCACUUGGCUUAAUCUUAUACAAUAAUCAAACUAAAAGUGAUAAGGAAGCUCUAUAACAAAGUUUGUGGUCUAUAAUUAUACUCUAAAUGCUCAUACAAUGCAUAUACAGCCUCUCCUCACUUAGUGACGUACUCGUUUACCAACGGCUCGGACUUAUGACGGGCUCUGACCAGCAUGCCUGCCUAAAUAAUAUAUAUUAGAGUUGAUUUCCUCUGUUUUGUUUAUUACAGUAUACAGUAUAUUACUGUAUAAACAUAUAAAAAUUUACUAAAAAUGUUAUAUUUGGUUCAAAGAAGACAUUAAAACAAUAUCAAAGAUGGCAGACACAAACCCACUACCAGCACAGUAUGCUCCUCGCUUAACAACCAAUUCGUUUACCAACUUACUUUUAGGAAUGGAUCCCUGUCUUUAAGUGAGGAGAGACUGUACUCAAAAAAGUAUUUGCGGACAGUAUUAUUAUGUAUUUGGUGUGCCAAAAUGGGAAAGUAUUAUUUGUUAUUGACAGUCUGUUAGAAUUGAUUCUUCAAAGAAAAAUUGAUCAUGGGACGAGUGUUGCUAAUGGGGUAGUGUCAUUAAUGAGGUAGUGUUGUAAUGGGGCAGUGUCACUGAUGGGAGUGUCACUAAUGGGGCAGUGUCGCUAAUGGGGCAGUGUUGCUAAUGGGAUAGUGUCACUAACGGGACUAAAGGAUCCCAAAUGCAAACAAUUUUGACUUCUUCGAGUACUGGUUAAUUUUCACUGUAUUAACCCGCUACCACAGUGAUAGGAUAGACUAUGAAAUUUCAGAUAUGCACUAAAAACCUCAUGUUUAUAAGAGAGUUUUUACUUUUUUUUGCAUCUAAUGAUUCUUAGGUUUUCGUCACCUCCCCAGAUUAAAAUUUUGGUUGCUACAGUAUACUACUAAUACAGUACAGUAAGUCCUUGGCUUACAGACACGUUGAGAAUUUUGUGUAUUGUAUAUAAUACUGUAUCAUUAUUAUAUCAUUAUUGUUAGGUAAGACAUAUGCAACAGUUAGGUAUCUUUAUUUCGAAACGUUUCGCCUACACAGUAGGCUUCUUCAGUCGAGUACAGAAAAGUUGAUAGAAGCAGAAGAUACUUGAAGACGAUGUAAUCAGUCCAUCACCCUUAAAGUUUUGAGGUGGUCAGUCCCUCAGUCUGGAGAAGAGCAUUGUUCCAUAGAAUGAAACAAUAUGGAGAUGAAGUGACAGGAUGGAGCCUUAUAUAGCGCCAAGAGGUGAGACGUAGGUCACUAGAAGAGGUAAGAACUCAGAUGUUGGGAGGUCAGGUCCCUCUCAAAUCCAGCCGUUCUCACUUAAGGGUGAUGGACUGAUUACAUCGUCUUCAAGUAUCUUCUGCUUCUAUCAACUUUUCUGUACUCGACUGAAGAAGCCUACUGUGUAGGCAAAACGUUUCGAAAUAAAGAUGCCUAACUGUUGCAUGUGUGUCUUACCUAACAACCUGUCGGUAUUUUAUACCAUUUUAAUGUUCAAUAUAUCAUUAUUGUGUCUAAUAUUGUUAUACACAAUUCAGAAGGUCCCCAAUGUCUUCAUAAGUUGAGGACUUCCUGUAUUUAAGUGUAUUAAUUUUUAAAUCGCCUUACAAUUGGGCGUGUGAUUUGCGAAAUAGUGAUAACAUGACUUAACCAGCCACAGAACAGGUGGGAUUUGAACUCAUAACAAGUGAUGCUAAAAUUCCAUGCUUGGAGUUUUACGGUUCUCUUGCCAUGGGUACAAAUCCCACCUGUUCCAUGGUUUGGGUGUAUUGCAAUAUGGCAUAUGACAGGCUGUAGUAUCCUCUCCUCACAAUGUAGACCUAACUUAGAGUACAUCAAUAGGUCAAAAUUGCUUGUAUUGUGCACACAUCUGGGAAAAAAUUAGUUUGUAUAUCUUUGUCAUCUUGAAAAGAUAACAGGAAACAAGACAUGAGCAAACAUGUCAGUUGAGUGUGGAUGAGGAGGAUUGAAAAAGAGGAGUGCUCUGUGUUAAGUGUAGCUGAGGAUUGAUGGUAAGUUGUGUGUUGGUUGAAUUCUGCUGAGGUUUUGAGAUGAACGCUGUUUACUGCUGGCAACCUUGCUUUCUUUAUCUCUAUCUCUGUCUCCCUCUUUCUCUUUCCUUCUCUCCUCUCUCUCUCUCUCAUUCUCUCUUUCUCUUGUUCUUUCUCUCUUUCUCUCAUUCUCUCACUCUCUCACUCUCUUUCUCUCUUUCUCUCUCUCGUUCUCUCACUCUCUUUCUCUCGUUCUCUCACUCUCUCACUCUUUCGUUCUCUCUCUCUCUCUUUCUCUCGUUAUCUCUUUCUCUCUCACUCUUUCUCUCGUUCUCUUUCUUUCUCUCUCUUUCUUUCUCUUUCUUUCUUUCUUUCUUUCUCUCUCUUUCUUUCUUUCUCUCUCUUUUUCUUUCUCUCUCUCUUUCUCUCUCUCUCUCUCUUUCUCUCUCUCUCUCUUUCUCUCUCUCUUUCUCUCUCUCUCUUUCUUUCUCUCUUUCUUUCUCUUUCUCUCUUUCUCUUUCUCUCUUCUCUUUUCUCUUCUCUCUCUCUCUCUCUUUCUCUUUCUCUUUCUCUUUCUCUUUCUCUUUCUCUUUCUCUCUCUCUCUCUCUCUCUCUCUCUCUCUCUCUCUCUCUCUCUCUCUCUCCCCCCAGUAUUCUUUUGAUUGUCUUCAAAAUCUGCAAUAUUCUUGUUAUUCUUGUGUUGUUGAGAAAUAUUGCUGGUUCAUCAAGUUACGUCAACGCUGAUGGUCUGUCAAGUCAUGUCUGGCACUUAGUGGGACAGUUGAGAACUAACAGUAAUUAAUAAACAUUGAUCUAUGUCAGUUUUCUUCUCGUUCCAAACAUCAUUAUUAUUAUUAUUUUCUUGGGAGACACUAAACCCAUAAGGGCCAAACAGAGGAAGGCAGUCAAGGGAGAGGAGGGGAUACUCCAAU